UCCAGUUCCAAAAGUUGCAGUGGAAAAAAAAAAUAAAAGCAAUCAAAAAUCAUUUAUUAAAAUAUUAAAACCAGCCAUCUAUAAAUACAGAUAUUGGCUGGAGGAAAAUUUGGAAAACUCAAAAACUAACCGCCCCCGCUCUCUAUGUGCCACCCUCCUCCCACCUCUCCAGUCUCCCCAGCCAGGAGAGGACAAAGUCUAUGUUGUGGGGUCACGGGUAACCAGAGAGACUUUGGGGGAAAGUUUUAAAGUGCAAGCAAAUAAAAGGUUGGGAGGUAAACCUGUUCCUGCCUCUUAUGAGUAGCCGACCCACAAGGUUACCUGUAAUCUGGUUAGCACCUUCUGGAGCAGAGACAACGCCGUCUGGGAGGGGACUGUGCCAUCUGCUCCAGAAGUGCCGUCACUUCAGGGCAGGACCAGGUUUCUGGGGAGCACUGAAAAGGGCCCUGGCAUCCUCCACAAAAAAGUGAUCACUACAGGAUCAACAGUUAUUUCCACUGAGGGCCUCUUGUACACAGAGCUGCUAAAGCCUAGGGAUGAGCCAGCCACCUCCUAGAUCACUAAGUGGAAUUGCAUAAGCAAAGAGAAGUGACUCAUGCCGAUCGGAGGAACUCAGCCCGACAGAAGAGUGAAUGUGAACACUGAUCUUCUACCGCUUGCAAAGCCUGAGCGGUUUUGCAUUAGGUACCGCAUGGAGCGAGCAAAAGUCAGAGGUGAAGGCCACGGUGUCUCUUGCAAUGCUGCAGAGAUGUCUAAGAACACUGUGGAGGGAACUGACCAUGGUAGAGAAGUGCCUGCAGAAAUUAAGUUGCCUAAAAGGAAAGUGAAAAUGAAAACUGGGAAAAUGGAAACUGGGAAAUUUUAAAUGAUGAAAGGAAAAAUGGUCCAGCAGAUAAAUAGAGGGAGAUGGAAGGACAGCACAGAAGCCAGCAUCAACCAGCGACGAAGCUGCAAGUGCUUCCACGCAAGCCAUGGCGUGCAUCUCUAUUCGAGCCUGGGGAGGCCUGUGGCAGAUCUGCCUGGUGGUGCUAUUAUCGGCUCAUGUCACAGCGCUGGACUGCAGCAACUUCAGAGACCUGCAAAAAGUGCUGAACAGGAACAGCAUGCAACUGCUGGGACAGGUGGCCGGAGCAUUUCCCGAGGAGUGUCUGGAGGUCCGGCCCACCUUCCGGUUCCCUGACAAGGUCCUGCGGUCCAAGGCUCCACAUAACGCCUGGAUGGCCACCUAUGAAAUCCUCCAGCAGCUCUUCAGUCUCUUUAAAAUGACUCUCCCCAAAACUGCCUGGGACACACACAGUGUGGAGAGGCUCCUAAAUGCGGUCCAUCUCCAGAUCAAGCGGCUCGAGACAUGUCCUCCUACAAAUGGGCUCUAUCCGAGCAGCCGAAACAAAGCUACGAAACUGAAGAAAUACUUCAGAAAGAUCGACGAUUUUCUCCGAGAGAAGAACUACAGCAAGUGUGCUUGGGAGGUGGUCCGAAUAGAAGCCAAGACCUGGUUUUACUAUCUGGACAAGCUCGAAAACAGGCUGUAAAACUAUGCACUGAACAUUUCACUGCCUCAGGGCUUUGCGUCAAGCAGAGAAGUAUGAGCAAGAAACUACUGACUGGAGCUUCAGCUUCAAUGCAGACUUUGGGACUUAGCAACUCUGCACGCACUUGACUUCAUUACUUGCCUGUAAAGUGAGUGCAGGUACCGCACUGACCUGGUGGGACCCUGUGGAAGUUAUCAGUCCAUAGUGCUGCGAAGAUGAAGAGCUACGACAGCGCUGAACUUUCCUUUACGUUACAUGUACAGAACAGUCUUUGCAAGUCAAGAAAUGACAGGAAUAUUUUUCUAAGUUAUUUAUUUAUUUUUGGUAUUGUUAACGUUCAUCCUGGCGUUUGUUAAA
Alligator sinensis (Chinese alligator) is the source of this 1889-nucleotide messenger RNA. RefSeq names its product interferon type B-like. NCBI's taxonomy places the organism in Eukaryota, Metazoa, Chordata, Crocodylia, Alligatoridae. The transcript has a single exon. Gene Ontology annotation, biological process: B cell proliferation; humoral immune response; positive regulation of peptidyl-serine phosphorylation of STAT protein. Gene Ontology annotation, molecular function: cytokine activity; type I interferon receptor binding. Gene Ontology annotation, cellular component: extracellular region. The record is from RefSeq and is a predicted model, not a curated record. The coding region runs from base 972 to 1532 and encodes 186 amino acids.